ACGAGGAAGUAACAACCGGCACAUCAACACGGACAGCUGAGCCGGUAAGAGAGCAACUUUUAGUUGAAAUAUUUACACGCCACAAGCUGUCGACAUUGUUCACAUUCAUGGCGGAGCUUCGUGAAAAUAACAGCGGAGAAAAUGAAGAAGCUGACGGGACAAAGAGCAGAGAGGUCCCGGAGGUUCUGUGUGAAACAGGUGACCCCGCGGUGACAGGACCUCGGGGACUCUGGUCAAAUCACGAGCGGAGGAAAAAGUUAGUCCUGCAUGUGGACCUCAACAACACCAUCCUGGUGUCUGACGCCGUGACGUCUCAGGGGACUGUGGCUGCUCUGGACUACUUCCUCUCUACUGUGACUUGGGGGAAAAUGAACAAACAAGGAAAGUGGGAGUGGCUGAGUGACUCCGCCUCUCUGCUCCCACCAUGCGAUGAUGCUGUUAGUUACUACUCUCAGUUUGGAAGGACACUGGGUUUCACCUCUGCUGCGGGCCGAUGUUUCCGCGGGGUUCUGGAUCAGCAUCUGGAUCUGCUUCGCUGGCCAGAGGGUGUCAAGGGAGACAAAGACAUGUCUGUGAAAGGAGAGGACGGUCGCCUGUACCACUGGAUCUUGCCCUCCUUCUUCCAGCUCUUUAAAGACCUGGUGCAGGAUGGGCGGGACUUUGCCAUCAUCUUUCGUACGUUUGGAACCGAUCUACCUCGUGUGCUGAAUGCUGUGUCCAGAGCGCUGAAUGAAGGAGUGCAUCCACUGUUCCCAGAUCUGCCUGAACUCAAGCUUAAUGUGAACUUGACUCCAGGCAAGAUCCGCUGCAGUAAGAGAGCGAUCGUCCUGAGCCGAGCUGAGGACCGCGUGUCAUCUUGUGAUGGAGAGAGAGGCCUGUAUGAGUACCUCAGCUCAGUCCAGGGCCUGGGAGGCUUCCAGGACCACUUUGACUGGUGGGCUAGUAACAGGUUCUCCAUCCGUGGAGGGAAGCCUUUGUGGGUCGACCCUUUUGACCAAAACGUCCAGCACAUCUUUAUAGACGACAAUAUUCGACAGAAUGAUGAAGACACUAUAGUUCAGCCAAAGGUGUUUUUGGACCCAGGUAGUGUUGAGACUCGCACAGCCUGCACCUCUGAGCUUUAUGACAUCACGCUGGUCCAGACCGACCUCCUGAGGGCCAUUUCCGACCCGAGCUACUUCACCCAGCGUGUCAACAUCUGCCUGGAAAACUAUGACAGGAACCUCCAGCAGGGGGCGGGCUAGAACUUUGAUCGACCCCUUUUCUCAUGUAUGUCUGUUGGUCUCCGAGACAACCUGCAGUUUAGGGUUCCAUAAACACAGAGCGUACAAUCCACGCAGACACAGUAGACUCUAGUUCAGACUGUUAGAAGAAAGACUGACAAGGUGUUGAAGGAAGAGUGUUCAGAAAACUAUAAAUCAGAAGAAGUGUACUUAAGGACGAAGGUUACCUGAAAGGGAAAUGAAGGAACUAUUUCAAAAUAACAGAUUAAAAAAAAAAACUUUGUUCAUGGAACUCAGACUUGUAAUGCCCUCUUUGCGAUGAACGCCUGUUCUUGCAAUUUGUAAAUUGGGUUAAGAUCAAAAGUUAGCUAACAUUUGGUUGAGGGGGUACGAUUACACGUAGUGGGACAUGACUCCCUGGCAGAAAGCUCAGAAGAAAACCAGAACUAAAGUUAUUAUUUUUAAUUCAGCCAUCAUGACAUAAAAGAAAAGAUGUAACAGGAAGUUUAUUUAUUUAUGGUUUAUUUGAUAGGACAGAUUCAGUAUACAUACACAAACUGACAGCAAUCCAGUAGCAUAGUGCUUAUAGCGUGUGCUAAUUUGCAGCACUGAAAAUAGAAGAUUAAAACAGUUAAAAAGGAAAAAGAACAAUAAAUUGGGCACUGUAGGGUCCAAUAGGACACACAUUUAGCUUUGAUAUAGCUACAAACAAUUAGAUGUGAGUACAAGUCUGUUGCUGAACUUACCAGGAUUUGGUGUCUCUCUUAAAAGCGGUAAAGUUUGCAGUAAGCUUCAAGUAAUCAGGCAGCGAGUUCCAAGAUUUUUUGCUCCUUUCACAGAAAAAGCUGUUUGAGCAAAGGACGUUUUGAAUAAAUAAAACUUCACAGUAGCCACAUGAAGCUGCUCUGCUGCAGCCAUGUAGUCUCUGUGUGAAUUUGCAGAAAGGCUCGAGUCAAUCUCAGACUGACUUUUCUAGAGAGAGUAAACUGCACUCCAUCACUGAAGGAUUUUAAAACCAACUUAGAGGCUUGUUUAAUGUUGCUUUACCAAAAACCUAGAUAAGGAUAUAAUACAACUACGCAAGAUAAAAUAUUCUAAACAAAUUUCAGGUCAAACUAAAAGCAUUUGAGUGAGAAGGUGUGGCAGCUCAUACUUGAUCUACUCCAGCACAGAAGUCAGUAAAAUUUCCCUCGGGAUCAAUAAAGUAUCUAUCUAUCUAAACAUGUCAGGUUACACAAAAAGCACUUUAGAAAUACACUGUAUAGUCGGCUGUCCUUACAUGAUCCACCACAUGAAGAGUUUUUGGACUUAAUUAAGCUGCAAAGCGGCUGCGCAGACUCCUUUGAUGAAGGGCUCUGUGGCUAAUUGUCCUGCCACUGAUUAAUCGCCCUAACUCUGAAAUCUGUGUCAGACAGUAUAAUUGGGGUCUGGCAUGGUGCAAAAACUCUCAAGCAUUGAGGUAGUUGUAUACUGCAUAACUGCAUCAGAUGAUCAGCUCUUCAUCUGUCUUCCUCACGAUGAUACACUGUCAAGUAGCUUCAUGUUUGAUCGUUAAGAGCCUUUAUUUUCAUAUCCACUUGAGGCGAUUGUCUGUAGUGUUUACAUCCAGCCAGGACAGAAAGGUAAUACUUGAAUAUUUUGACAGUUUAGUGAAUGAUAAACACAUUAUUAGGGUUUUUCACACUUGCAGAAAACUCCUGAUAAACUCCUGAUAUUUACCGGAGGAGCUGUAUGUGUGAACUCAAACAGCCAGAUUUUGGUUGUUGGUGUUGGGAUACCGUUAAACUAAACGUAGCAUUGAUGUAAAGGUAAAUACUCUCAUUAUAGCGUCGUUUAGCGGACUCUGUUGCUUCCUCCGUUACUUCCGCGUCUUUUUUAUACUUGACGUCUUACCUCAUGAGACCCCCCGCCACCCCCGCCCGUCUGGCAGAGAUAGCCUCCUGCUGUGAGGAGCAUAUUUGAACAGCCAGUCAGAAGGACUUCAGGAUGAUGUGACAGUAUUUUUUAGUGAGAAUCAUUAGACAUGGUAUUAGAUUCAAAAGUCUCAAUAUUGAAUUCAUAAGCACACAUGUAAUUUCCUAAAAUGUUAAGGUACGUUCAGACAUCAUUAUCCAUGAAGCUGAUGUUAGCGCAGUCUUGUUAUACAAAGUAAUAUUCUCUCUCAGCACAUAGUUAUAGUGGAUACAGCUGUGGGAUGCUAUGAAAAAUGUACUUCAGUUUUUAUUAUUCAAAAGGACACUUUUGUGAAACUUUUGCUAAGAAGAUUUUGUGUGGAAGUUGUGCUUCUUUUAAGUUAAGGGUUUUUAGGAUAUUUAUUUAUUUUUAAUGUUCAGGGGGUCUUCUUUUUUUCUCAGGUCAAACUUAGAGAGACUGACUGCUGAAAGCAAACAGUGAAAACACUUUAAAGGUCACAUAUUCUCAUCCUUUUUAACAAGUUUCAAUAAGUCUCAGCGCUCCACAA
Labrus bergylta (ballan wrasse) is the source of this 3684-nucleotide messenger RNA. RefSeq lists its product as uncharacterized. Lineage: Eukaryota; Metazoa; Chordata; Actinopteri; Labriformes; Labridae. The record is from RefSeq and is a predicted model, not a curated record.